AUGACGGACGGGGCAGCAGGAGUCGACGAGCCGGCGGCGAGCGUCGUCGAGGCCGGUCGCCGGGGUACAAGAACAAGCCCAAGCCGCCGCCGGUGGUCACACGGGACGUGGAUCCCGCGGCGGCCAUGCGGCCGCACAUGCUCGAGAUACCCAGCGGUGGAGCGCACACCGCGCGGCAUCGGGAUCUGCGUGCUCGCGGGGACGGCCGCCAUCGCCGACGUCUCACUCAGCCACCCGAGACAAACAGGAGCCCUUCUGCUUCCUCUUUGCCACAUUAGAAGUUGGUUGAUUUUGUCAGUUACGAAGAACUCAGAUUCAUUUUUAAAUUCUUGGGUUAACAAAGACAACUAUUUGAUACUUUACACAUUGCCUUCAGAGGAUGACUCACGGGUUAUGGCAUUGGAAGUAGAUGAGAAACCUACAGAGGAUUACAAUGACAUUGAAGGACUUGGGAAACAUAGCACAAGCAACAUUGCCAGUGUGCAGCAAUACUGGGAGCAACAAAGAUAUCUCCGGAAGAAAAUUUGGCUUGAAACCUGGCUAAGACGGGAAAUUCAGGCCCUUACUCGGGAUGAGAACGUUGAGGCCAUAGUCUACCACAUUCACGGUGUCAUUGGAUCCUUCAUGAAGAGGCUUGAAAUGGAGCACAAGUCAAGGACGAUUUCACCAGAGAAGAGGAGGGAAGAGUUCAGGAGAUUGGUCUCUGAUGCUGCUAGGCCAUUCCUCCUUGGCCGAACAGAGCGAUUUGUCACCGAGGUGGAGCUCUUCCUGGUUUCAAAUCUCAACAUGGAAGCGUACAACAAACUGCGCUUUCAGAGGUUUAGGGAGUCCAGUUCCCAUCUGACAAGAGAGCAAGAUGCGCUGCCUCAUGAUCGGUCUCUUGAGGAGCACUACUUGUAUUUCGUAUGUAACGACACGGACUGUGAUGAGAUGUAG
Miscanthus lutarioriparius is the source of this 936-nucleotide messenger RNA. The record is from the annotation of a GenBank genome assembly. NCBI's taxonomy places the organism in Eukaryota, Viridiplantae, Streptophyta, Magnoliopsida, Poales, Poaceae.